Molecule: messenger RNA, 2809 nt
Organism: Branchiostoma floridae (Florida lancelet)
Lineage: Eukaryota; Metazoa; Chordata; Leptocardii; Amphioxiformes; Branchiostomatidae
Product: probable ATP-dependent RNA helicase DDX56
Exons: 16
Coding region: 104-1750 (548 amino acids)
Cellular component (GO): nucleolus
Molecular function (GO): RNA helicase activity; ATP binding; nucleic acid binding
Source: RefSeq, a predicted model, not a curated record
UAUCCCAGAACCCUCUGUUCACCAUGUAAAAGCACAAAGCACGAUGGGUGAUUUCGACAAAUCACGUCUUGGAUCAAGGUGAACGUGACGCACGUUUUCCAAGAUGGCGGACGAAGUCGAAAAAUCUUUGGCUUUCCACGAAAUGGGCUUGGACGACCGUCUGUUGAAGGCCAUAGCUAGCCAAGGAUGGCGUCAUCCAACACUCAUUCAGGAACGAGCCAUUCCCCUGGCACUGGAGGGUAAAGACCUGUUAGCGAGGGCGCGCACCGGAUCAGGGAAAACUGCAGCCUUUGUUAUACCCAUCAUUCAACGCAUUCUGGAUGGCAAACAGGCAGCCAAAGAACAAGCAGUGAAGGCUCUUGUGCUGACACCAUCCAAGGAACUGUGCAGUCAGGCUUACAAGAACGCUGUGGCUCUGAGCAGCUGUUGUUCCCGGGAGGUGAGAUGUCUGGAUGUCUCUGGAACUACUGACAUCACCUCACAAAGACCGAUGUUGAUGGAGAAGCCUGAUAUUGUGAUCGGGACCCCCAGCAGAGUUUUGGCACACAUCCAGGGCGGUAACCUGGAGCUACAACACUCGUUAGAGAUGCUCGUCAUUGAUGAGGCUGAUUUAGUCUUCUCAUUCGGAUACGAGAAAGACAUCAAAACACUACUUGGACACUUACCCAAGAUCUAUCAGGCAUUUCUCAUGUCUGCAACCCUGAGUGAGGAUGUCCAAGCCCUGAAGAAGCUGAUCCUCCACAACCCGGUCACCCUGAAACUGGAGGAGUCUCAGCUGCCCGAGUCAGACAGACUGACACAGUAUCACAUCACGUGUGAGGAGGGUGACAAGUUUCUCAUCAUCUACACCCUCCUCAAGCUCCGACUGGUCAGGGGCAAGACCAUACUGUUUGUCAACUCUAUUGACAGGUGUUACAGGUUGAAGUUGUUUCUAGAACAGUUUUCAGUCCCAGCAUGUGUGUUGAACUCGGAACUCCCAGUGUCCUCCAGAUGUCACAUAGUGAACCAGUUUAACCAGGGCCUGUACAACCUGGUCAUAGCCACAGACGAGAGUGCACUGGAUGCAGAGGAUGCCGGUGGCAAGGAGAAGACAGGGAAAGCCAAGAAGAAGGCCAAGAGAUUCAAGAAGAAGAAAGACAAGGAGUAUGGAGUUUCUCGUGGCAUCGACUUCCAGUUUGUGUCCAACGUCAUCAACUUUGACUUCCCAACACAGGUGGACUCCUACAUCCACAGGGUGGGCAGGACAGCUCGAGGUGACAGCCAGGGGACAGCGCUGUCCCUGAUCUCAGCACAGGAGCUGCCCCUGCUGCAGCAGGCUGAGACUGCGCUGUCCGGGGACACAGACGAUCCUGUCAUCAAACCAUACAGGUUUAAAAUGGAGGAGAUUGAGGGCUUCAGAUAUAGGGCAAAGGAUGCUCUGCGUUCAGUCACCAAGACGAAUGUGCGGGAGGCCAGACUAAAAGAGAUCAGAUCAGAAAUCUUGAACUCUGAAAAGCUGAAGUCGUACUUUGAAGACAACCCAAGGGAUCUCCAAGUCUUGAGACAUGACAAGGCUCUGGCAGCGUCUAAAGUCAAACCCCACAUGAAGAAUGUCCCCGAAUAUUUAAUGCCUCCCAGUAUGAAGUCCAACAGUAGUGUGAUCACCAAGAGACCUCAACAGUUCCAGGGAGGGCGCAGGGAGCAGAAAAGACACAAGAAGAGAAAAGAAGAUCCACUAAGAAGCUUUAAAUACAAACAAGAAGAGAGUUAAUCUUAUUCAGCUGUGUUAUCUUGUACAUUGUAAGAUAGACAGUAAUUUGUAGUUAUGGGUAGAAGAAGAUGCGGAUCACAUUUAUGCAAAGUAUGGCCCGAGAAUGUGCAUACACACAAACUAAGUCCUGUUUCAGUCCACUAUCUAGUUGAGGUGGUAAUCACUCAUGAUCAUGGUAAUGAUGAUAAAAUCUGGCACUUUAUUGGGAAGGUUUUUUUCUUCCACCCAAAUACACCAGAGUGUGUAACUUAUGGCUUGGCUGUUUAUGGGUGCCUCACACUGUAUGUAACUAUUUGCAAUGAUUUAAUAAUGGUCAUAGGAAGAAAAUGAAGUAACAGUGGUUACAACUUCAGCUAAAGUCACUGACAUCAGACAUUAAUAGAAACACUGGUGAACAUGAACAUACAUUGCAAAACCAUGUGAACAUAAAACCACAGCAAAAAUGUCAGGAAUCACAGUCACGCACCAAUGUGACAUCAAUGAAUAGAAUACUUUGAUCUGUAAUAAUUAGAAAAUGUAGUCCUAGCUAUCCACAAGUUGAAAGUCGACAACAUCAAUUUGAACAUGUAAGUGAUAAGAGACACCACUUGAACUUAACCUCAUAGGUAGCAAAACACAUUGAACAUGAGCAGCUGUGUAGCAGUGUUUAUUUCCUUUUCUGUCAGGAGGGUGUAGUGCCAACAUUACAGUCCUUAGGUUCUGCCUUGGUCCGUACAUGUACAUGUACGUGUAUGUGUGGUAGGGCUACAUACAAGUGCCCAGUACUGGUGCAGUACUGCAAUAAUCAUUUACGUUCAAAAUACAGGAAAAUUAUCAUCAGUGUACUGGUACUAUACCCAACUAUUACGCUCAAGUAUAUUAUGUCGAACCCUUUGACUUACCGUAAUUUCGUUACUAAAGGUUUGUUAUUCCUACCACAAAUAUCCAUUUAGGACUGAAAAAAAGAUGAUAACAAUCAUAUUCUGGGCAUUGAACCUAUUUGGGGUACUCUUUAUAAACUGUGUAUAAUAUAGAAUUAUGUUCUUUCUGUCUGAAUAAACUUUCUGUUAACUGCUUAUU